GAUUUGCGCAGGCGUGGCGUUGACAGCCGCACUCUACCUGAUCCGCAGAGAGUGAUUAUAAUAAUAAUGGCGUGGAAAUCGGGAGGAGCGAGCCACGCAGAGCUGGUCAACAACCUCCGCAAGCGCAUGUCUAGUGAAACCAAGGACUUCUAGGUUGAAAGUUCUACCUGUCAAUCAACCGCUAUGCUAAAACAAGAUUUUUAAACUUUGCUGUGUGUGGCUUUAAAGCGCAUUCACAUGGACAAGACCUCAUGGAUCUUCUUCAGAAUGUCUGCUAUCAACAUGCAAGCAGUGACACGGAUGAUGUAGCCUACAAUCUAAAGCUGAAUAAUACAGAGAAUGGGAUCAUUAAAUCGGACCGUGUAUAUGAAGUUAUGUUGGCUACAGAUCGUGCCCAUUUCUCCAGAUGUAAUCCAUAUAUGGACUCGCCACAAUCUUUAGGUUACCAAGCAACAAUCAGUGCACCACAUAUGCAUGCAUACGCACUGGAGCUUCUCCAUGAUCACCUGUACGAGGGAGCAAAGGCUCUGGAUGUGGGAUCAGGUUCUGGAAUCCUGUCCGUCUGCUUUGCCAGAAUGGUUGGUCCGAAAGGGAAGGUGAUUGGCAUUGAUCAUAUAAAGGAACUAGUGGAUGACUCCAUAACUAAUGUAAAGAAAGACGACCCUAGUUUGAUCUCUUCAGGGAGGAUCAAACUCAUCGUUGGAGAUGGAAGAAUGGGCUAUACUGAGGAAGCACCUUAUGAUGCCAUACAUGUUGGAGCUGCAGCUCCUACUGUUCCACAAGCAUUGUUGGACCAGCUUAAGCCAGGUGGGCGUCUGAUUCUGCCAGUCGGGCCAGCAGGAGGAAACCAGAUGUUGGAGCAGCAUGACAAACUGGAGGAUGGCAGUACCAAAAUGAAGCCACUGAUGGGCGUGAUUUACGUGCCUUUAACAGACAAAGAAAAGCAGUGGUCCAGGGAUGAACUUUGAAAGGAUGAUCUGGCAAUACUCCUCACACCACGUGUACACACACACACACACACACACACACACACACACACACACACACACACACACAUCCAUAUGGACUUCACAAAGGGGAGAGCCUGCUCUAUUUCCAUACCUGUGACAGUCUGACUGUUGUGAAAGAUGGAUGUAGAGAACAGAUUUUUUUAUUUAACAAGGAAAAUGUGGAAUAGGGCUUUGUGUUGACAUUUUCACGCCUGCAGUUUGAGGAUUGUGUGAAUGCAGUGUUUUGUUUUGUUUUUGGAUGCACAGGUGCACAUUUCUUGUGAUAACUUCAAUAUUACAGUCAGUUGGAUUGUUUUCUUCAUGCAUCUCUGCUUAUUGUAAAUUGAAUAUGCGGGUUGGCUGUUGCGCUGAAUUCAGCCUGUUAUUAAAGCAUAAUUGCUACUGUACAUAAGGUGUAGAGCUCUCUUUGCUCUACAUAUCAACAUUAACAGUAAUGGCUUGUGUUUUCAGCGAAAGCAUGCACUGCCCAGACAGAAAAAAAAACACUUGAGACACAACUUUACAUUUGGUCAUUUCAGAAUUGAGUUCUAAAGCAAUAAGCCAUGAGAGGCCAUGCGUUAAAGUGAUCUUACCAUGGUAAUGCGGUGUUCUUAGGCACAGUGUCAAUUGAACCUCAUUAAUCAGGGUCAGUGUUGGGUAAGUUACUCAAAAAAGUGAUCCACUACAAAUCUAAAACUAAUCUGAUUAGAGAGAAGUUUUUUUUUUUUCCACUCAACAAUUCCAAAUGUAUUGUUCCUCAUACAUUGUCGCAUGUGAGUCAAACACUUAGCACCACACAUUUCUCCUUUGUUAGGGGCCGCACGUCCUUCAGCUGUCGCAGAACCGCAAACAGACAUAAACAAUUCAUUUAAAGGUAUUCUACAUAACAUGUAACCCAAGGAACAUACGUAAAAGAACUUAACUGAAAGUGAAUGUAAUUUGAUUACAAGAAUUUAAAAUGUAAUGUAUUACAAUACUUGUUGACUUCAAAAUUAAUUCGAUUAUAUCCACUUAUUACUUAUUACUCCGAUUACACCCAACACUGAUCAUGGUAAAAUCACGCAGCCUCGAAUGGCUAAGAAAGGCCAAUGAUACAGUCAGCUGGUAGCAUUAAAAAAAAAACCCUGACAGGGUGAUCGUGACCAGGGUCUUGUAUCACCCUGAAGGGGUUUAUUUUGCGAUAAAGUCAGGCUGACUGCACAAUAUUCUGCUUAUUACAUUUAUUAACCAAAUAAAUACAUACAUGGACGUGAAAUAUUGAUUUGGGUUAAAUUGUUGCUAUGUGACUAGAAAGAGUGCAGAGUGAUAUGAGAGCCAUAAAUUUAGAACAGCUAUAUAGGGAAACACUUGCCUGUUUACAACGGUCAAUUUUAUAUAAAAAUAUUUGACCGCAAAAUGCCAUCAUUGACCAAUCCGAAUCAAGUAUUCUAGAGAGUCAUUUAAUAAUUGCUUUUAUAAAAUGGCAGCAACAGCAAUAUGAUUGAAGACACUAAUGUCGAAAUAAUAGUUAUAAAUAAUUGGAAUAAACUAUUCUUGUACCAAGUAACAUUAACUGUAGGCUGUUUACAGUUGCCAAGCAACAAAGCAAUGUGGUGCAUUACUAUAGAAAGUGCGGUCACAGGUGAGUGUUUAUCUCUAUUUUUACAGCAUCCCUGAAUGCAGCUUAUCCAAACAGACAUCAGAAAUAUCCGCUUAAUUUGAAAUUUAAGAACACUCUAAAACACCGUUAAAGCAGAGCUGGGUCUACAUUUGGAGCACAAGUUUUGCAAUUGUCCACAUUACUUCAGAAAAUCAGAAUAAGCUGUAUACCAAUAUCCAUCUCUCACUUACAUGUGCAGCAGAUAUCUGGGACACUGGACUCAGCUAAAGCUUCACAAUGGUCAUUUUGAUUGUCAGUGGUUUUCAUUGAUACAUCUCUGAAUGUUUGUGUGUUAGCUGCCCACACAAAUAUGGCUUUGAAUUAAUAAACACGGCUAAGCACUGAA
Myxocyprinus asiaticus (Chinese sucker) is the source of this 2974-nucleotide messenger RNA. It is a transcript of the gene pcmt1, whose product is annotated as protein-L-isoaspartate (D-aspartate) O-methyltransferase. Gene Ontology annotation, molecular function: protein-L-isoaspartate (D-aspartate) O-methyltransferase activity. Gene Ontology annotation, biological process: protein modification process. The transcript has 9 exons. Gene Ontology annotation, cellular component: cytoplasm. NCBI's taxonomy places the organism in Eukaryota, Metazoa, Chordata, Actinopteri, Cypriniformes, Catostomidae. The coding region runs from base 252 to 968 and encodes 238 amino acids. The record is from RefSeq and is a predicted model, not a curated record.